AUGACCCAUGAAACCCUGCAGUUCGCGCCCAUUCUCCAAACAGAGAGACUCAUCCUCACCCUCAUCGACUUCACCAAGCAGUCCGACGAGCAGACCUUCAUCACAAUGCUCAAAACAAUGGCCAGCGACCUCCUCAACAUCACAGACCAAGAAGCCACAGCAAACGCCCAAUCCUCCCUCGCCUUCUACCGCUCCCACGGCCGCAUCCAGCCCGCCAUCCUCCGCGGCCGCCGCAUUGCAGCCGACCAGCCCGCCAUCUGGCUCGUCCGCCUCGCGGCGCCGCACGGCGACUGCAUCGGCGUCGUCUACGUCGUCCAGCGCAGCCCCAUGCCCGACCAGUCCUGGAUCCUCCUCCCGGAGCACCGCGGCAGGGGCUACGCCACCGAGGCCGCCGGGGAGGUCCUGCGAUACUUCCGCGACGAUCUGGGCGUCCGCGACAUGAUGGCCGUUGUGCACCCGGACAGCCCAAAGAGCCCGCGCGUGGCCGGCCGGCUGGGCUACGUGCCUGUUGAGGGCGGCAUCAUGUACGAGGACGGCGUGACGAGGCUGCUGUUAGCGUGCAAAUCCAUCUAA
Messenger RNA from Trichoderma reesei QM6a, 573 nucleotides. RefSeq lists its product as uncharacterized. The record is from RefSeq and is a predicted model, not a curated record. The transcript has 3 exons. Lineage: Eukaryota; Fungi; Ascomycota; Sordariomycetes; Hypocreales; Hypocreaceae. The coding region runs from base 1 to 573 and encodes 190 amino acids. Gene Ontology annotation, molecular function: acyltransferase activity, transferring groups other than amino-acyl groups.